AUGUUUCUUGUUGUUCUAUUGAAGACAUUCUUGAUAGGCUUUGGAAUAGUUGGGCUGUCGAUUGGGUUCAUUGCCUUCCUGUAUAAGGCCAUCCACUACAUAGAAGAGUACCCUAAUAGAGCAAAGGAGAAGAUCAGAUUUUUAACAUAUUUUGUGUGGAUAAUGCACAUCUUUUUGCUGUUCAGAGGAUUUUCAUUUUUGCUAUUGGGGUUCUCCUGUCUCUCCCAGAUGAUGUUUUACAAUCUGCUGGAAGACUACCCAAAUAUUGAAACUUCAGGCGCUGGGUUCAUCAGCGCAGUGGUGAUGGCCUUUAUUAAUCACAUGCUCUUCCUUACGUCCAUGCUCAAAAACAGAUGCGGCCUCAUUGAGAUAUUCUUCUACUUCUUUGUGAUUGUGUGGUCUGUUCCGUUCUCCAUCUUUUUGAGUCUAACAGCCAAUGACGAGGUGAUUACCAUCAGCGGAACAAAAAAGCCAAUCAGAAGAACCAUGGCCGGGAAGAUCUUAGACACUUUGCUUUCUAGAAGCAACGCGUGGGAAGACAGAUAG
This is a messenger RNA of Nematocida minor, 546 nucleotides long. RefSeq lists its product as uncharacterized. Gene Ontology annotation, cellular component: Golgi membrane; COPII-coated ER to Golgi transport vesicle; endoplasmic reticulum membrane. NCBI's taxonomy places the organism in Eukaryota, Fungi, Microsporidia. Gene Ontology annotation, biological process: endoplasmic reticulum to Golgi vesicle-mediated transport. The transcript has a single exon. The coding region runs from base 1 to 546 and encodes 181 amino acids. Gene Ontology annotation, molecular function: COPII receptor activity. The record is from RefSeq and is a predicted model, not a curated record.